Messenger RNA from Peronospora matthiolae, 1947 nucleotides. Lineage: Eukaryota; Oomycota; Peronosporomycetes; Peronosporales; Peronosporaceae. The record is from the annotation of a GenBank genome assembly.
AUGGCCGAAGCCACUGCCGUGCUGCCUCCGCCAAUCGCUGCCGGCCAUGGCGGUGUCUCUCCGCCGUCGGCGUCCACGACGUCGCCCCUCCUGACACACGGCAGCGGUCGUGUCGCGGGUCGGAACCUGCGACAGAAAGUCGUGGACGAGCUCAAGAACGUGCGCGUGCGCAAGAGUCCCGCCCAUAAGGACAUGAAGCUCAUGACGCGCAGCUCGGCGGUUCCCCCACCCCCGCUGCCGCCGCCGCCGCUCCAGCUCAAUGACGACGUGGGCGAGCACGAGGACCACGACGAGAGCGACGCGCAGACGAGCGGCAAAGCUGCGCGCGGCGGCGGCUGCAGCAUCUGCGAGCGGUCGUUCACGGUCUUCCGCGCGAAACACACGUGUCGCCUCUGCGCGCACAAGAUCUGCGACGACUGCAGCAAGAACCGGAUGAAGCUGCACCGACGGCUGGAGCGGAAAAAGGGCUCGCGACUCUGCGAUCCCUGUGCGAGGAGCUACAUGCAGUCGGAAACUGGCAGCGGAGAAGACACGACGGGGCAUGCGGACCCGGAUGCUGCGCUGCGGCUCGGAAUGGCGAUGCACAAUCAAGACAUGAGGGCGCACAAACGAGACAAGGACAAUGUUGUAGUUGAUGCUGGUGCUAGUGCUGCGUUCUCGGCUGGCCACGGCAAGUCACGUCGCCACUCGGUGCAGUCACAUAACCAGAAGCUGACAAAGGUGAGUUAUGCACAGGACAAAGCUCAGGUGAACAAGUUUCCUGGAGUCGGUGCUGUUUCAAGCCGAGGAGCUGGUGCUGGGAGAAUGUUGAAGACACGGCACAACAGAGAACGGGUCCAAUCUUACUCGUCUCAUCUGCGUACGCGCCACUGGAUGUCGCUCCUGCUUCUCGCUGUGCUUGUGAUGCUGCGUGUGAUUUUCUACACCUGGAGCGCCGAUAGUGCUCUGGUCUCUGAUACACGUGCUUCAAGUCGAGCUCAGCUGCCGUACUCGUUCAUAGAGCGUGCAUUGGACAACUUGCUGUCGAUACACACGCUAGGCACGUAUUUGCUGGGCUUGGUGCUGUUUGACGAGCUGUCUCGGCCUAGAAGUGGCAAUGGCGCUGCGAAGAAACCGCACACGCGACGUCACCGUCGACAUCGUCAUAGAAGCAGUUCUAGCAGUUGUGAACAUGAGCGCGAGCGCGCGUUGUCGGUCGCUGGCGUUGGUGGCAGGCGACAUGCUCCUGACUCGGUGAUCCCUUUGUUGCCUGACACGUCCCAUGACGAUGACUUGGAGGUGACGGUGAUUGAGCAGAAAUUCGAUGACGAAGGCGUUACAGUGGAGAAGCUUGUGGCAUCGCUUGAAGAAGGGGUCAGGAAACGGGCUCCUGAUGGUAACCUGAGCCUUGGGUGCUUUAUGGACACCUGCAACGUCAUCUGCGGCUUUCUGGGCGUCUUCGGUCGAGCAACCUCUUUCGCCGGUAGUACUGUUGGAGCCUACUUCACGUCGAUUGACCACAACCUCGAGAUGUGGACUGAACCGACGUCGUGGAAAGAGCAGAGUGUGAAAGCGGUGAUUGAACAAGAGGUGGGUCUGGGUGUGGCCGAUGUGGGUGGCAAGAAGAAGCCGUCGUGCUCUCGCUGUCUCUUGCGGCUGUUGUGGUUUAUCCAGUUCGUCGAGGCUUGCUUGCGCCUGACGCUGCUUGACUCGAGCGAUGACAACUGCUACAGCGGCGCCAGCAAGGCUUACGAGGAGACUCUUGGCAAGCGUCAUCCGUGGCUUGUUCGAAAAGGCGUCAACACCGCGCUCGGGUCGAUUCCUACGCGCAGUCACAUCCUUGCCGAGCUGCACAAAGGAGAAGGCGAUGCGCUUGAGCCGCUCCGCAAGGCACAUGUCGAACUUUUGCGCGUCAUUGCCGAGCUCAAGGCCAUCUUUGAAGCGCAUGGACUGACGGACAUCAAGUGA